AUGGGUGCCUGUUGGUGUUGUGGGGUGGUUCUCGCCGGGCGGGCGGGUUGUGGGCGUACUGCUCGGGGCGGGGGAGGCCGGUGGGGCUUGGACUGCGCAGGCGGGGGGGGGCGGGGGGGGGGAGGGGGGGGAGUGGGGGCGGUAGUGGGUGGGGGUAGCGACUGCGGGGGUAACUGCUGUGGGGGAACUGCAGGCAGAACUGUCGGGUGGGGCGGGGGGGGGGAUGCGGGGCCCUGGCGGGGGGGACUGGCGGGGGGGUGGGGUGGGGCGGACUGCGGAACUGCUGGGGGGGGUCGUGCCUGGGCGGGAACUGCGUCUGUUCGGUGGGCUGCGGCUGCGGGAGGGGAUCUGCGGGUGCGGCGACUGCUGGCGCGGACAGCGGUGGCGGGUGGCUGCGGGGGGGGGGGGGUUGGGGGUGGGAGGGGGCUGCGGUGCGGGCUGCGAGGAGAUGCGUGGGGGGGGUGGCGGCGGGGCUGCUGUCGUGGUGCGGGGGGGUGGGGGGGGCGGGGGCGGGGGGGGGGGGCUGCGAAGGGGGGCUGCGGGGGGUACGAUGGGGGGGGGGGGGUGGUGGUGCCUGCGGCUAGGUGGGGGGUUGUGCUGGGGGGCGGGGGGUGUGCUGCGGGGGGGGGGGGCGUGGGGGCGGGGGGGGGGCGGGUGAACUGCGGGCGUGCUGCGGGUGGAGGGGGGGGGGGGGGCAACUGCCCGGGGUGUCGGAGGGGGGGGGCCGACGGGGGUGGACUGCGGGGCUGCGUGCGCGGUGGGUCGGUGCGCUGGCGGCGGGGGGUGGUGGGUGGCGGGGGGGCCGCACUGCGGCUAGCGCCGGGAGGGUUGUCUGAUGCGGGAGGGGGACAGCGCGUGGGGUGGGGGGCGGGCGGGCGGCGAACAGCGGCGGGGGGGGGGGCCUGCGGGAGGGCGUGGGCUAAACUUGCGGGGUGUGGUCUAACUGCGGACGGGGGGCGGUGGGGGUGGGGGGCGGGUCGGGCGGCUGCGGUAGCGUGGGGGCUGUCGGUUGGCUGUCUCGGCGAGGGAACAGCGACAGUCGAGGGGCUGCGGGUCGGGGGGGAGGUACAGCUGGGCGGGGUGGGGGCCUGCGGUGCGUGUGGGUGUCCGGGGGGGUGGAGGGGGGGGGGGCAACUCGGCGGGGGGGUGGGGCGGGGGUUGCCGGCCGGGCGCGACUGCGGAACAGCGGCGGCGGUGCAGGCGGGGGGGGCUGGGCGCUGCGUGAGGGGGGGGGGCGUGCGAAGCGCGGCCUCGCUGCGGGGCGGCCGGCUGCGUGCGGCGCUGCGGGUGUGGGCGGGCCGGCUGUGGGGGGGGGCUCCGCGGGUGGUCUGCUGGUGUGGGGGGGGUGUGGGGGGGGCGGGGGGACGGGGCGAGGCGCGGUGGGCUGCGGCGAUGGGGGGGCGGACUGCGGGGCGGGGUUGGCGCGCGGAGGUGGGACUGCGGGGGCGGGGGGGGACUGCGCGAUGGGGGGGGUGGUGUUAA
Dicrocoelium dendriticum is the source of this 1482-nucleotide messenger RNA. The record is from the annotation of a GenBank genome assembly. NCBI's taxonomy places the organism in Eukaryota, Metazoa, Platyhelminthes, Trematoda, Plagiorchiida, Dicrocoeliidae.